UAGAAGGAGAACAAGCAUCACUAUGAAGGGCCUAAUCAUCCUAAUCGCUUGCCUCAUGCUCUCAGAGGCAAUGAUCAAGGUUCCCCUGAAAAAGGGUAAGUCCAUCAGACAGCGCCUGUUGGAGAAGGGCAUCCAUCUGCCCUAUACUGAUCCGGCCCUUAAAUAUAUGCGCCCAGAGGUUUUGGCUACUACCACUAUUGAUUCCUUGACCUAUGCUGAUUCAUACUACUUUGGCGUGAUCAGCGUAGGUACACCACCCCAGUCCUUUGAGGUGCUUUUUGACACAGGCUCUUCCAAUCUGUGGGUCAACUCUGUGUACUGCAGCACCCAGGCAUGCACGGCACAAACGCAGUUCAACCCACAGCAGUCCUCCACCUUCCAAAGCACCUCCACAACUUUCUACCUGCCCUAUGGAGCUGGAGCUCUUAAUGGUGUCUUUGGAUAUGACACUGUCACUCUGGCUGGCAUCCAAGUCCCUAAUCAGGAGAUUGGUCUGAGCACUAACGAGCCAAGCCAGCCCUUCCUUUCAGCUCCAUUUGAUGGAAUUCUUGGUCUGGCCUACCCAUCUCUUGCUGUUGGCAAUGCCAUGCCCCUUGUGGACAACAUGAUACAGCAGGGUCUCCUUGAACAAAACCUUUUUGGAAUCUAUCUGAGCCCAGCUGGAGGGUCUGGCAGUGAGGUGGCUUUCGGCGCUGUGGACACCAACAUGUAUCAGGGUCAGAUCUACUGGACACCAGUGACCUCUGAGACCUACUGGCAGAUUGGCAUUCAGGAGGUCCAGAUUUCAGGACAGCAGACUGGCUGGUGCUCUCAGUACGGUGGCUGCCAGGCCAUCGUGGACACCGGAACCCCCAGCCUUACUGCCCCUAGUUCCUUCUUGUCAUCUCUGAUGCAGAGUAUUGGGGCACAGCAGGACAGUUAUGGCCAGUACGCGGUGGACUGUAGCCAGGUCAGUAAUCUCCCCACUUUGACCUUCACCAUCAGUGGAGUGAAUUUCCCUCUGGGUCCCUCUUACUAUGUCCAAGAAACCCAGAGCGGCUACUGCACCAUUGACAUCACUCCCACCUACCUGCCCUCUCAGAACAGCCAACCCCUCUGGAUCUUCGGUGAUGUCUUCCUCAGGGCCUACUACUCUGCAUAUGACAGAGGAAACAACCAGGUGGGCUUUGCCCAGGUUGCCUGAACACCACCAGCAACACUCCACAGAAAUCUCUAAUGCAAGCUAUGAUCUCCAUAAUAUAAUUAAUACCUGUAUUAACUACAUUGAAAUGAAAAGAUCUCUCUCGCAGUCUGCUACUUGCUGAAUUUUUUUUUUUUAUUUCAUUUCAAUAUUGGCAUUUAUUAGUAAAUUCAAUAAUGUGUUUUGAUGUUUUCAAAAAAGAUAUCAAAAUAUAUCUUCCCAUACAAUAU
Tachysurus fulvidraco (yellow catfish) is the source of this 1410-nucleotide messenger RNA. Its product is annotated as gastricsin. Bases 23 to 1183 code for a protein of 386 amino acids. Gene Ontology annotation, biological process: proteolysis. Lineage: Eukaryota; Metazoa; Chordata; Actinopteri; Siluriformes; Bagridae. Gene Ontology annotation, molecular function: aspartic-type endopeptidase activity. The record is from RefSeq and is a predicted model, not a curated record. The transcript has 9 exons.